Alternaria alternata is the source of this 2572-nucleotide messenger RNA. Its product is annotated as Het-C-domain-containing protein. The transcript has 8 exons. Lineage: Eukaryota; Fungi; Ascomycota; Dothideomycetes; Pleosporales; Pleosporaceae. The coding region runs from base 32 to 2251 and encodes 739 amino acids. The record is from RefSeq and is a predicted model, not a curated record.
GUGCUUGAAAGGACAUAAGUGGAAGAGCAACAUGAUCAAGCGUGUGUACUUUGGCAACUGGCUACGCGAUUACUCACAGGCUGUUGAUGUGGGCACGUUGGCCAAAGUUCAAGGCGAAACCAUUCGCGUCCUAGUCUGGGUCUUGUCUUUCAUGUCUUUUGGCUAUGCAACUGGAGAAUUCGAGGUUACAGCCGAGAGACUAGGUGUUUAUAGGCCCGAAGAGCAUAUCGACAAUCCUAAAGACUAUGCCGAUAAUGAAGACGCAAGAAAAUACGACCCUCGUCUUCGAGGACCAGUAUCAGAAGCUGAGCUCGCGGUGGAUCCAAACACCGGUAUGAAAAACUACAUCGCCAAUGAACAUGGCAACUGGGCUACAUCAAGCGGAUAUGUAAAGUACUCAUUUGCGCGCGCCAUCCACUUCGGCCGCCUUUAUACCCACGGAUCAUCAGGUCAACGCGGACGAGACGAGGAUCUAUCGGAAGCGCUUCGCUGUCUGGGUCAAGGACUGCACUGCCUCGAAGAUUUUGGAGCGCAUACUAACUAUACCGAACUUGUGCUACGCGAGCUUGGUUAUCACAACGUUUUCCCUCAUGUGGGCGUACAAGCUGGCAUUAACCUCCACGGAAAGCAUACAUAUCCGCUCGUAACUGGCACAUUUGGAGGUGUUGAUUUCUUCCAUUCCGUGCUUGGAGAAGCCAAUGACCACAUCACUCAGACUGAGAUCGAUGAAGUGAACACUGCUCUCGUAGAUGCAGUGUCUGGUGGACCUGGUGGACAGAGAAGCGGACCUGGAGGCCAGUCGAAUGCUUGUGGGGGGUUGAUCGACGUUCUUAGUAAAGUGCCUGGUACUGGGGAUCUCAUCAGACAAGCACAGGAUCUGCAGGCCUCUUCAGACGCACAGGCUGCAGAAAACGCACGCGGAGGUUACGGCGACUACAGCUCUUCCAGAGCUGGACCUAACACCUUCGAUGCACCACCUGGAUCUAUGGGCGGACCCCCAGGACCGGAUAUCCCAGGCACGAACACGGAUCCAGCCACCAUUAUCCCCAAGAUCUAUCCUAUCCUGGUAUUCCGCGACAACGUUGUCCGCAGCAUCUCAGCCAUCAUCUCCAAGAUCCCUGGAUUAGAGAAACUGAUCGAGACCAUCACCGAGCGCGUCACUCUAUUCGUGCUCUCUCUGCUGGCACCUUUCAUUCUACCAAUCAUCAAGACAGCAUCAUCACAGCUGAAGAGCGGCUCCUCUGCUGUCAUCGACUCAGCAGCCAAACAUCAGUUUGAGGUCUGGAACGACCCUUCCUCUACCAACCCAACCCACAGCAUGUUAUCCAAAGAUCACUUCUCGAACGUCUUGAACCCGCCAGCCGGUCAAGUCGCUGUAGCGAUCCUGCAGUACGUCGCACCUCGCGUGAUCUACGCUUGGGACCACCCAGACGUUCCUGUCGACGAAGUUCUAAACGACUGCAUGCGCGUUUUCCAUCACCCAGCACUUCGAGACCCGCACUGCGAAGUACACAACGAAAUGUUCAAGGUCGUUGAGAAAUGGGCCCGCAACUACCACGGCAAAGAUUUAAACCAGGUUCUGUCUUCGGAAUCCGUCAAGGCCGGGCACAAUCACAGUGGCGGGAACGAUCACUCUACAGGCCACAGCCAUGGGGCAGUGAAUAUGUCGAGCUUUGGAGGUCACAGCCAUGGCAGUGGAGGUAAUCACGGCGGUGGCUAUCCUGGCCAACAACAGUCCAGCGGAUCUAACGACCUUCUUGGUUCCUUGACCAGCAAACUUCCUGGUCCCCUUGGUGGUAUGCUCGGCAGCCUUGGCGGCAGCUCUGGAAAAACUCGCGACAUGGACGACAACUUCUCUGCUUCCUCUUCAUCAGCACCAGCACCAUACCAGCCGUCACCGUCACCGCAACCUAACCAGUGGGCUGGUUUCCAACCCUACCAGUCAUCCUACUCGGGUGAAGCCUACCAACCGCCCGCCGAGUACAGCAACGCGGUACCUUCUGGCGGAUACGGAUGGGGUCAGGGCCAGUACUCGGGAGGCCAAGGUGUGGAGCCUAGCUAUACUGUUCCUACAAAUUACCAGCAGGGGUACGAGAAUUACAACACCGGGCCAGGAGGCUUUGCUCAACCACCAGCUCAACAGCCACCUCCGGGAUCUUAUGGGGCGUAUGGACAGGGCGGUGCAUAUAACCAAGGUCCGUCAGAGGGUAGUGCAAGGCAGUGGGGCAGCGGCGGGAACUCUGGAUGGUAAUCGCCAGUGCAGAUAUUCGAGUGUCGACUAGGGCCAGCGUGCUUAAAGUCCUCGGAGGUUCCAUAGAUUCAUGAAUAAUGCAAACACGACCUUUCGAUCUUGUCAUUACGGCAAAGGCAAUAGAGUAGAGAUUCUUGUUUCAAUGUUUCUUCCCCACAUUCCUUCAGCAACCUCAUAUCUUUGAAUUCCGACGUCUUGUAAAUACAUGCAUCGAAGAAUCGCUUUCCAAAACAGAUUUCCCCAAGCCAGAUGAUAUGCCAAAUGAACGCCGGCCGUUAUGCUAGCGUCUCGCGUUUCGUGAAUCUUUGGGUAGUAUUGAUA